GCGGGAGGACAGAGCAACACGGAGGAGAGGGGAUCCUGACGUGGACGUGGAGACUGUAAAAUAAGAGGGUACACUCUUUAUACCUGCACUACACCACUGCUCUGCACCUCCUUGUCCCCAGCAAUCACCUAGGAGGGUCUGCACCUCUGAGAUCAUCCAUGGGACAGUGCUGCAUGCUGACAGUAUUCUGCAUAAAGCAAAGACAGCCUUAAGAUUACUCUUUCAAAAUCCAUGUGAUAGUGAACCGUUUCUUUGUCCAUUAUCACCACUGUUGCCUUAGAAGUGGCGAACUUCUUUGUGUAAACGCAGCAUAAAUGGCUUCCAGACCAGAGGAGGAUCUCUGCUGUCCCGUCUGUCAGGACAUCUUCAGAGAUCCUGUCGUUCUGACGUGCAGCCACAGCUUCUGUAAAAACUGUUUGCAGACCUGGUGGAGACAGAGACCAACACAAGAUUGCCCAGUUUGUAAGACCAUAUCCUCCAACAAAAACCCACCAGUCAGCCUGGUGUUAAAGAACCUGUGUGAGGCCUUCUUACUGGAGAGAGAUCAGAGAGGUGCAGAGGAGCUCUGCCCUCUGCACGCUGAGAAACUCAAACUCUUCUGUCUGGACCACCAGGAGCUGGUGUGUCUCGUCUGCAGAGAUUCAGAAGAACACACCAACCACAAAUUCAGACCAACAAAUGAAGCUGCACGUGAACCCAGACGGAAACUUCAGGAAACUCUGGCGUCCUUAAAGGAGAAGUUAGAGAGUCUAGAUGAAAGUAGGGUCACGUGUAGUACAACAGAAUUAAGGAUUAUGAUCCAGGCCCGGCGCACAGAGAGGCAGGUUAUGAGGCAGUUUGAGAAGCUUCGCCAGUUUCUGCAGGAGGAAGAGGAGGCCAGGCUGCGUGCACUGAGGGAGGAGGAGGAGCAGAAGAGUCAGAGGAUGAAGGAGCAGAUAAGGGCUAUGAGAAGAGAGAUAUGUGCUCUCACAGACACCAUCAGAUUUGCGCAGGACAAGCUGAAAGCCGAUGACCUCUCAUUCCUGAAAAACUACAAGGCCACAGUGGAGAGAGUGGAGCAGCGCCCCCUGCUGGAAGAUCCACAGCUGCCCACUGAUGCUCUGAUUGACCAAGCCAAACAUCUGGGUAACCUGAGCUUCAACAUCUGGAACAAGAUGAAGGACCUGGUCUCCUACACACCCAUCAUUCUUGACCCGAUGACGGCGUAUCCAGAACUGGUCCUAUCAGAUGAUCUGACCAGUAUAACAGGAAGACGGGGACAGCCUUCUAAUCCCUCAGAGAAGGGGGUUGAUUUUUGGCCUGCCGUCGGCUAUGAGGGCUUUCACUCGGGGACUCACAGCUGGGACGUAGAGGUUGGAGACAGCACUCGUUGGUUUUUGGGUGUGAUGGCUGAAAAUUCAAGGAAGGAAAAAAAGAGUGGAUUAUGGGGAGUGGUGUUUUUAAAAGGUAGAUAUAUAUCACGCUCACCACUGACUUCGUCCACUUUUAUAUCGAUCCAAAAGCAGCCAAAAAGGGUCAGAGUGACUCUGGACAGCAACCAGGGAACGCUGAUGUUCUCUGAUGUAGAUAUGAACACACACAUCCACACCUUCACGCAUACUUUCACUGACAGGAUGUUUCCAUUUAUGGCUACAGGACAGAGACUAAAGAUACUCCCAAUGGAGAUCUGUGUGACCCAACAGCAGGUCUGAGAGAGGCUGGAGAGGAAGUAAGGGUUGAUGUACAGAGAAGAAAACAUUUACACAAUUUCUAUGUAUAGGCCUGAGCAGUUUGGCCUCAGUAUGAUAUUAUAGUAUUAUUCUUGCUCUGUAUGGUAACAGUAUUAUUUCAUAGUAUUACAACAUUAAAAAGAGAUAUUGCGUUUAAAUGCAUAGUCAGGUGUUAAAACCCUCCUUUUUUAACCCUAAAGCAACUCUGAUGGUAUUCACGUCUUUGUAACUGCACCCAGACUUAUAGAUUUUGUCUCCACUCUUGUGGGGUGUGUUGGGUUGUUACUGACUGAAGGAUGUUUUUCUGAUGUUGGCGUUCAUAAUUAAAGAAAUUAAGAAAAAUAAAAACUACAGGUUUUUAUUGUGAAGCACUUUAAGUAAAUAGCGUGUUUAUUAUUAAUAAUUUAGUUUGGCUUUAGCAGCAGUGCCGGUGAGUUAACACAGCUACAGAAAGCAAUAAAUACGUUUCUUUGCUUAUUUAUUUAUUUUUUUUUUAACUAUACUCUGUAUAUAUUGUUUCUCGUGUCUAGUAGGUUGUGGUGGUUUGUUUGUUCGUUAACGUUAUUUCAGGGAUUCAUUUCCCCCUCUCCAGCGUCACCUUCUUGACCAAAUGCUGCCAUUGUUUUUGUGCAAAAUGAAACUGCCAGCAGUUUAAUGGUAAUUAAAACAAGAUAUAACUGCAUAUUGUAAAUUCAUUAGACCUGUCAUAAAAAUGAGAAAGCAGUUGUUCUAGAAGUCUUUUAAAAACUUGUUCAGAACAGGACCUGGACAGCUUAGUGGGUUACAUCACUGACUGUGGUAGGGGAGAUUGAUGGUUAAAAUCCCAGUCAGUGCGUGGUCAGUAUCCAGCUUGGGCACAUGGGCAAGGUCCUUAACUCCUUGAACACCUGUCAGAUGUAUGUCGCUACAUCCUAAUUGACAUUGUAACAUUGUAAAAAUGUAAUUCUUUACGUUUUCAGAUAUUUUUGUAAAUCUAAAACUGACAAA
This is a messenger RNA of Cheilinus undulatus (humphead wrasse), 2696 nucleotides long. Its product is annotated as E3 ubiquitin-protein ligase TRIM35-like. The coding region runs from base 315 to 1691 and encodes 458 amino acids. The transcript is spliced from 2 exons. Gene Ontology annotation, molecular function: protein binding; zinc ion binding. Lineage: Eukaryota; Metazoa; Chordata; Actinopteri; Labriformes; Labridae. The record is from RefSeq and is a predicted model, not a curated record.